Exophiala viscosa is the source of this 3704-nucleotide messenger RNA. RefSeq names its product DNA mismatch repair protein PMS2. Gene Ontology annotation, cellular component: MutLalpha complex. NCBI's taxonomy places the organism in Eukaryota, Fungi, Ascomycota, Eurotiomycetes, Chaetothyriales, Herpotrichiellaceae. Gene Ontology annotation, molecular function: ATP hydrolysis activity; mismatched DNA binding; ATP-dependent DNA damage sensor activity. Bases 253 to 3426 code for a protein of 1057 amino acids. The record is from RefSeq and is a predicted model, not a curated record. Gene Ontology annotation, biological process: mismatch repair. The transcript has a single exon.
GCUGCCUGGAGCCAUGUGUCGUGCUAGUUAAAUCUUUAGGCAACUGCUGGCCGCCGAGACGCUAAGCUGGCACCUUAUUUUGACCUGGAACACUCACAAAUUAACCACGCCCAAUAUUUCAUAGAAAACCGUCCACUCCUUGAUCACAACUGCAUCCAUCGCGCUUGCCGCCCAUCAUCCCUUGCGCAGCUAGGAAGCUUGAAGGUUCGCCACGAUCCUCGUCACUGAUUUGGGUAACAAUCAUGGGCUGGCAUGGCCACCAUCAAGGCCAUCGAGGCCAAAUCUGUUCACCAGAUUCAGUCUGGCCAAGUCAUUGUGGACUUGUGUUCUGUGGCCAAGGAACUGGUUGAGAACAGCCUGGAUGCUGCGGCCACUUCAAUCGAGGUUCGCUUCAAGAACAAUGGUCUUGACUCAAUCGAAGUUCAGGACAACGGCACCGGCAUCGCCCCCUCCAAUUACGAGAGCAUAGCCUUGAAGCAUUAUACGUCGAAACUAUCCAACUUUGAUGACCUCUCCAGUUUGCAAACCUUUGGUUUUCGAGGCGAGGCAAUUUCUUCGCUGUGCGCUUUGUCAAAAUUUUAUAUCACAACUGCACAGGCUGAUGGAGCACCCAAAGGCAAGCGCCUUGAUUUUGAUACCAUGGGUCGGAUGACCUCGACAACUGUCGUAGCCUGCCAGAAGGGCACUACUGCAACCGUCGAAAACUUGUUUGAACCACUACCGGUGCGACGUAAAGAGCUAUCGAAGAACAUCAAGAGGGAAUAUGGCAAAGUCCUUGGCCUCCUGCAUGCAUACGCUUGCAUCUGUGUGAACCUCAAGUUCACGGUCAAGAAUGCCAUGCCGAAGGCCAAAAGCAUGACGGUCUUUUCAACCAAAGCCAACCUCACUACACGAGAGAACAUAGCGAAUGUUUAUGGUGCGAAGACAUUGGCGGCGCUGGUCCCGAUAGACUUGGACCUGGACUUCCAGCCGACAGUGACCCAGAUGGUCCGCAAGGACAAGCUGGGUCCGACGAUUCACGUUCAAGGUCACAUAUCGAAGCCUGUUUUUGGCGAAGGACGGCAGACUCCGGAUCGACAAAUGUUCUUCGUAAAUGGAAGGCCGUGUGGUCUGCCGCAAAUCGCGAAAGCUAUCAACGAAGUAUACAAAUCAUUCAAUGUAUCUCAAUCGCCCUUUAUCUUUGCGGACUUUCGGAUGGACACCAGUGCAUACGAUGUCAACGUAUCCCCAGAUAAACGAACUAUAUUGCUACACGAUUCAGCCGCCCUCAUAGAAAAUCUGAAAACCGCCCUGAAUGACAUGUUUGAGCGACAAGAUCAGACAAUUCCACAGUCUCAGCUGCAGACGGCGAAGCUUCCUGCCUUCCAGAAACUGAACAUUCAACGUCGCCUGCCUUCAGACUCUCCAGACACUGAAAAGCGUACCGGUUCUUUCUCGGAGCCAUCCCUGCCUCAAGAGGAAGCGAGAGGUGGUAAUGAAGAAGAAGAAGAAGAAGAAGAAGAAGAAGAAGAAGAAGAAGAAGAAGAAGAAGAAGAAGCACGAAGCCAGGAUGAAGGUUCGUCGAAUUCUCUUUUGCGGCAACACUUUCGGGAUUUUACCAGCACCAGAGAUGAGAGUGAACUUGAUGAGAAGAUGCAGGAAAAGCUGCGCAAAGACCGACAGAGGCGAGCUGAGAAGUUGGCGGAAAAGGUUGCUGAGCAGCCAACAUUGGCCGAUUCAGGAGACGAAUCUCAUGGUAGCCGAGAGAAGGAGAUUCAGAUGUCUGCCCCAAAAGCAGAGUCGUCCCAGAAUACCCCAGUGCAAAUACACGUGAGAGACUUCAAUAAAAGAAUGGCUGAGCAGGGAUCGAAUGUUGCAGAGAGCCGUGAAAUUUCGUCUCCCGACGAGAGCGAGGGCAGUACUGGUAUCCAGUCGAUCGUCCAGCCUUUGAACAAGGAUGAAAAAGGAGUCGUCCCUAGUGCUUUUGAUCGGAUGCGACCCAAAAGAAUCACGGCGGAAAUUGCCACCAUUACGAUCGGUGAUAAAACUGUGACCACGGUGCUCGGAUCACAGUUUCCUCGCUCGCCGAGAAGCUCGCAAGAGGAUCAUGGUUCAGUCGAAGUGGGUCUCCCUGGCAAGAGGCCGACGAAGACUCCUGCCACUUUUCAAUUCUCCCAGACAUUGCGCAAGUUCGGUGCGCACGGCCCGGGCCACACAGAAGACGAGAUCGAGCAAGGCGCAGACCGAACAAGCUCUGCUGAAGCUGAGUCCGAGGUCGAGAACGAUAUACAGACUCCAGACCCGCGGGAUUUCCGGAGUCCCGAGCCUAGUGAUCAAUCUGACGAAGACGGUACCAAAGCAGACGACCAAGCUACCACCCCUAUACAAGAUGACUCGGAUGCAUCUGACCCCGAGUAUAUGGAUGAGGACGAAAAGAAAAAGAUCGAGGCAGCGCGUGUGGCUGAACUUAUCCGAGCCGCGGAAGAAAAUUCUGCCUUACCUAGCAAGGAGAACCUGAAACGGGCUACAAAGUCACUGUCUGGUCGUCAGACUAAGGACUCCACGACCAGCCUAGUGACGACGGUUGACUUUUCCAUGGCUUCUGUGGCUCGCGAAAUGGAACAACUUGCGCAUAACGCCACAGUCGAAGAGUACCCAGGCAGCCACUUGGGCGAGGACAAUUUUGCGGAGGAUCCGGAAAUACAGCUCUCUUUGACAGUAUCGAAAGCGGACUUUGCGAAAAUGUCCAUUGUGGGACAAUUUAAUCUUGGCUUCAUCCUCGCAGUCAGACCUGCCGGUACCGAUGGUGAUGGUGCUACGAGAUCGAAAAAGGAUGAAUUAUUCAUUAUCGACCAGCAUGCAUCAGAUGAGAAGUACAAUUUCGAGAAACUGCAGACUGAGACUGUUGUGGGCAAUCAAAGGCUUGUUCAACCGGUCACAUUGGAUCUGACAGCAGUGGAGGAAGAGAUUGUGCUCGAAAACCAUGAGGCGCUGGAGAAGAAUGGAUUUCUUGUUGACGUUGAUACCAGCGGGGAAAGAAUGGUAGGGCAGAGAUGCAGGCUCAUCAGCCUUCCGUUGAGCAAGGAAGUUGUGUUCAACACUCGAGAUCUGGAAGAACUCAUCCAAUUUCUUGCAGAAGCACCAGGUUUCGGGGCACAAAGUGACCACGCGGUCCCGAGACCAGGCAAAGUGCGAAAGAUGUUUGCGAUGAGAGCAUGUCGAUCGAGUAUCAUGAUUGGCAAGACGUUGUCCAAGAAGCAGAUGCAAAAGGUGGUUCUGAAUAUGGGUACCAUCGAUAAGCCAUGGAAUUGUCCCCAUGGUCGCCCAACAAUGAGACAUUUGUGCAGUCUGAAUGCUUUUGAGCCAUGGCACGAAGGUGAUGAGGACGAUGGUGAUGAAUCUGCCUCGUUUGGUCAGACGCUGCAAAAAUAUGCGAGGGAAGCAUGAAAUAGAGGGUAUCAAGCUAAAGAAGAGAAGCAUCUACAGUAUAAAGCAAAGCCUCUUUCUUUGUUUCUUUCGUGCGUACCUCAUUGAUCGUAUCUUUGACGGAAACCCUCCAAGAUACCUAUAUUCGUGGCCCCGUACUCCGUAAAUCUCCGGGAAAUCGCCUUGAUGAGAGUGGGAUGCCGGGUGGAUUUUGCACGAGGCCGACUUUCUGACCAUUCCCUUUAUGAGUUGCCUGAAGUGCCUCGGCUCAACGGACAAUCGGUCACAAAGCUGGCUGC